AUGACCGCCCUCUUCGACUGCCUCAUCGUCGGCGGUGGCCCUGCAGGCCUCGCUGCCGCCCUGGGCCUCUGCCGCGCCGUCCGCACCGCCGUCGUCUUCGACUCGCAGACCUACCGCAACAGCCUGACGGAGCAUAUGCACAAUGUCUCGACCUGGGACCACCAGCAGCCAGCAGACUACCGCGCCGCCGCCCGCCGCGAGCUCACCGAGGGCCGCUACGAGACUGUGACGCUGGCGGACGUGGCGCUGCGCAAAGUGUGGAAGCUGGACUCGGGCGAGUUCGAAGCCACCGACGCCGCGGGGAAGACCUGGAGGGGGCGCAAGCUGGUGCUGGCGACGGGCGUGAAGGACGAGAUCCCCGAUGUCCCUGGAUACGCUGACUGCUGGCCGCGAUCGAUCUACCACUGUCUCUUCUGCCACGGCUUCGAGGAGCGCGGCGCUGACUCUGUGGGUGUUCUCGCCAUCGGCCCAGUCGCCAACCCAAAGCCCGCUGAGCAUCUUGCUCGCAUGGCGCACAACCUGGCAAAGACGGUCACGAUCUACACGAACGCCAACGAGGAGCUCGCCGAGCAGCUCCGUCCCGCCGUCGAGAAGGACGAGUGGCUCAGCCUGGACACCCGGGCCAUCAAGCAUCUGCGCAAGACCGAUGGCAUCCCCGUCAACGUCGAGCUGCAGGACGGGACCAGCAAGACCGAAGGCUUCCUCGUCCAUGCGAUGAAGACGACUCCCGUGCUCGGGUUUGAACAUAACCUCGAGCUCGAGCUGUCUCCCCAGGGCAGCGAGUUCAAGACCACUGUUCCCUUUAACGAGACGACGACCCCUGGAUGCUUUGCUACCGGAGACUGCGGCAUGCCCCUGAAGGCCGCCGGCAUGGCGAUAAGCCAUGGCUCCUUGACGGCCGUCGGGGUUGUAUCCCAGAUUGCAUUUGAUGAAAAGGCAUGA
Messenger RNA from Nannizzia gypsea CBS 118893, 942 nucleotides. Its product is annotated as thioredoxin reductase. The record is from RefSeq and is a predicted model, not a curated record. The transcript is spliced from 2 exons. NCBI's taxonomy places the organism in Eukaryota, Fungi, Ascomycota, Eurotiomycetes, Onygenales, Arthrodermataceae. Gene Ontology annotation, molecular function: oxidoreductase activity. The coding region runs from base 1 to 942 and encodes 313 amino acids.